CGGCAGCUGCCGUUGCGUCUCCCCGGACAGACAGACCUAUGUGGCGGACGUAAGGUGAGUAAUGGAGACGAGAGAGUUGACUGUGGUGGCUGGCAGCUUUGUGGGGUUCCAGCUACUUUUCUCCGUGGCCAGCCCGCUGUUCUCCUCUGCCAUCACGCCAGGCUAUGGACGCCUGCCUCCCACCAAGCUCACCGAGUGGAACUCGAGAUUGGUGUCCACUGUGCACGCCUUAAUCGUAGGCUUCUUCUGUCUCUACAUCCUGUGGUUCGAUGACGCCGUCAACACUGACCCCGUCUGGGGUGAUCCCGGCCUGGUCAAGCUGAACGUAGCCAUAACCUGCGGUUACUUAAUUUAUGACCUGGUGCUGCUAGCCUGCAACUGGAGCACUAUGGGGGACAGCUUUUUUGUGUGUCACCACUUGGCGGCGCUCUAUGCAUACGGAUACGUCCUGACUCGUGGAGUGCUUCCCUACUUUGCCAACUUUCGUCUGAUUUCAGAGUUAUCCACGCCUUUUGUGAACCAAAGGUGGUUCUUUGAGGCGCUGAAAUACCCCCGCUCGGACCGGCUGGUGGUGUUGAACGGCGUCGCCAUGGCGGUGGUGUUCUUCCUCGUGCGCAUUGCGGUCAUGCCCCCGUACUGGUCCAGCGUCUUUGCAACGUUUGGCACGCCGGCCUUCGAGCGGCUCGGCCUGGGUGCCCAGGUGGCCUGGAUCACUUCCUGCAUCGCCCUGGACAUCCUCAACACUAUCUGGAUGUACAAGAUCACCCGCGGCUGCUACAAGGUGCUGACCAGGUCCGGAGGACGGAAGGCUAAAGGGCCGGAGACAUUCUCUUCCUCCGAUAAGCAGAACCACGUGAACAACCACACAGACUAAAGAGGUCAGGGGCAAAGGAGCACAAUAGAAAAUACUAUUUAGGAAACAAACAUUAAGGGAGAGGGAGGUUGGACAUCCAGGAAACUCUUACCACAAACCCCUAACCCUUAGCCGUGGCAUUGCUUACAGCCGUCAGUUCCCCAUCAGAUCCCAC
Molecule: messenger RNA, 1028 nt
Organism: Lampris incognitus (smalleye Pacific opah)
Lineage: Eukaryota; Metazoa; Chordata; Actinopteri; Lampriformes; Lampridae
Gene: tlcd4b
Product: TLC domain containing 4b
Exons: 7
Coding region: 62-874 (270 amino acids)
Biological process (GO): lipid homeostasis
Cellular component (GO): membrane; endoplasmic reticulum
Source: RefSeq, a predicted model, not a curated record